Messenger RNA from Camelus dromedarius (Arabian camel), 2490 nucleotides. RefSeq names its product phosphatidylserine synthase 1 (gene PTDSS1). Gene Ontology annotation, molecular function: L-serine-phosphatidylethanolamine phosphatidyltransferase activity. Bases 108 to 1529 code for a protein of 473 amino acids. The record is from RefSeq and is a predicted model, not a curated record. Gene Ontology annotation, biological process: phosphatidylserine biosynthetic process. Lineage: Eukaryota; Metazoa; Chordata; Mammalia; Artiodactyla; Camelidae. The transcript has 13 exons.
GGCGCCAGACCCGGCCGCCCGCCCGCCCGCUGCGGCUCGUCACCUCCGGGGUCCCAGCCUCCACGGGCCGGGGCCGCCGCCGCCGCCGCAGGACGGGGAGGCGGGCCAUGGCGUCCUGCGUGGGGAGCAGGACGCUGAGUAAAGAUGAUGUGAACUACAAGAUGCAUUUCCGGAUGAUUAACGAGCAGCAAGUGGAGGACAUCACCAUCGACUUCUUCUACCGGCCGCACACCAUCACGCUGCUCAGCUUCACCAUCGUCAGCCUCAUGUACUUUGCCUUCACCAGGGAUGACUCUGUCCCAGAAGACAACAUCUGGAGGGGUAUCCUCUCUGUAAUUUUCUUCUUUCUUAUCAUCAGUGUGUUAGCUUUCCCCAAUGGUCCGUUUACUCGACCUCAUCCGGCCUUGUGGCGAAUGGUUUUUGGACUCAGCGUGCUCUACUUCCUGUUCCUGGUGUUCCUGCUCUUCCUGAACUUCGAGCAGGUGAAAUCCAUCAUGUACUGGCUGGACCCCAAUCUUCGAUAUGCCACCAGGGAAGCCGACAUCAUGGAGUAUGCUGUGAACUGCCACGUCAUCACCUGGGAGAGGAUUAUCAGCCAUUUUGAUAUAUUUGCAUUUGGACAUUUCUGGGGCUGGGCCAUGAAGGCCUUGCUGAUCCGAAGUUAUGGCCUUUGCUGGACAAUCAGCAUCACGUGGGAGCUGACGGAGCUUUUCUUCAUGCAUCUUCUGCCCAAUUUUGCCGAGUGCUGGUGGGAUCAGGUCAUCCUGGACAUCCUGCUGUGCAAUGGCGGCGGCAUCUGGCUGGGCAUGGUCGUCUGCCGGUUUUUAGAGAUGAGGACUUACCACUGGGCAAGCUUCAAGGACAUCCACACCACCACGGGGAAAAUCAAAAGGGCCGUCCUCCAGUUCACUCCUGCCAGCUGGACCUACGUUCGAUGGUUUGACCCCAAGUCUUCAUUUCAGAGAGUGGCAGGAGUCUACCUUUUCAUGAUCAUCUGGCAGCUGACUGAAUUGAAUACCUUCUUCCUGAAACAUAUCUUUGUGUUCCAAGCCAGUCAUCCACUAAGUUGGUGUAGAAUUCUCUUUAUUGGCUGCAUCACGGCUCCCACAGUGAGACAGUACUACGCUUACCUCACCGACACACAGUGCAAACGCGUGGGAACACAGUGCUGGGUGUUCGGGGUCAUCGGUUUCCUGGAAGCUAUCGUUUGCAUAAAAUUUGGACAAGAUCUCUUCUCUAAGACCCAAAUACUCUAUGUUGUGCUGUGGCUUCUUUGUGUGGCCUUCACCACCUUCCUGUGUCUGUACGGCAUGGUUUGGUACGCAGAGCACUACGGUCACCGGGAAAAGACCUACUCAGAGUGUGAAGAUAGCACCUACAGUCCAGACAUCUCCUGGCCUCACAGAAAAGGCACAAAAGGUUCUGAAGACGGCCCGCCCAAGCACCCAGGCAACAACGAGAGCCAUUCUUCCAGAAGACGGAAUCGACAUUCCAAGUCAAAAGUCACCAACGGGGUUGGAAAGAAAUGAAAGACCCUGGUUAAUCAAAGAUGUUCCGGGGAGUGCCUAGAACUGGGAGGGGGUGGAACCGGCUGGACCUCCCUGUGAGGAGGAUGAAAUGCUCAGCGCUAGUGGGAAGGAGCGGGGGCUGGGGGGGGUCAUUAUUUGAGAGCAAAAGCCUUGUUUCCCACAGACCCGGCCACACCGGGUGGACCAUUGCCUGGGGUCCUUGUCCACUUGGGGAUCUCUUCUAAUUUCUGCACUUGGCACGCGGUCACUGGUAGCGGUGUGUUGUGUUUGGAGGAGAGGGUAGCUAUUUACUCACAGUUGCCAAGAGCAGCUUUGUGCUCACGUGUGUUGUAGACGCAGUGUAAACAUCUUCAGACAGGGCAUCAACUGUACAGUUCAUGGACCGGUCACCAGGUUUUAUUUUUCGGAAUCUGCCUCUCUGACUGAUGAGUUUAAGUCCAGGCCACUUCUCUGUCUUUUAUUUUGUUGUUCCUUGUUCGUAAGUGAGGACACUUAAAAGCCUUCAGAAGCCACUGCUGACAUUGAAUUGGGGGAGGGCUCCCCUCUAUUCUAGAGAAAGAGAAAGGAGGGGGCAUUUGUGUUACUGUCUAGCCACCUCCUCCCCCUUUUAGGACCUUAAGAGACCAGGCAGAGGAAAGGUUAGCUACCUACACAGGAUCCCGGGCUUCAGAGGGGAACCGCUUUGUUCCCUGUUGGGUGUCCCUUGUCCAGACCUCUCCACAGCGCGCAGGCGUGAGCCCGCAGAGAGGCAGCGCUCCGCGGCCCCGCCCCCAGCCAGGUGCCUUCUCCAUAUCGUCUGUCCUCCUUCCACGGUGUGUGGCUGCCACUGUCCUUUAGUCCCAUGUGAGGUGCUGGUGAGUAUUACCUUCCUCCGUGCCAUGCUCUGCAACACCGACCCCAGUAGUUCACCACCUCUGGAUCCCUGUUUUAAAUAAAACGAUUCACCUUAAAGCCCAUCAAA